AUGCUCACGUCCACCUACUACGACCUGUUCGAGCUCACGCUGAAGUUCCCGAAAGCCACGCUCGGCGACGCCAUCAAGGUCGCCGAGAUCGAGCUGUACCUGGGGCUGUCGCGCGGACUCGCCAGCUCGCCGCUCAGCUACUAUAUAGACGGCGAACUGCUGUGCUUCCCUGAGCAGCAGGAAUGGAAGCAGAAAUGGUCCAAAAUCAUCCAGAAAGACGUCUCGCAAAUGCUCACCUCUGCGUACAAUUUCGCGCACAUCAUGCUGGCCCGGAAACUCACGCUCAACCGGUUCCUGCUGCUGUCCAACAACCUCGUCAAGGGCUCGCCGUCGUUUCAGCUCAACCUCGUGGUGUACGCGUGCAUCACUCUGUGCGACUAUCUCGACACAAUGGGCGCCGACGAGCGCCGGAUGUCGCUGAAUCUAAUUUCCAAGAUUUACUGGCAUCUCAACAAGGUGGGCGAGAAAAUGAACGACGCCACAGACACCAUCGCCAAGAUCGUGCGCAAGCUCGUCGACAUCGCCAACGAGACGCACUCGCAGACCCCGAAAGCGCGGAACUCGUCCCAGAAUAGCGAGACGCUGUCGGUGGCCGAUCUGCCCCAGCAGGUGGCCGAACAGCUUUACAGCCCGGCCGAGUCGUACGCUCUGUCCAGCCACGCAGAGCUGCGGCUGCCCGACGUGGCCGCCUUCGACAACUUUGAGGACUUUUUCAAGGACCUUUUCGACACAUAG
This is a messenger RNA of Ogataea angusta, 735 nucleotides long. RefSeq lists its product as uncharacterized. The record is from RefSeq and is a predicted model, not a curated record. Bases 1 to 735 code for a protein of 244 amino acids. The transcript has 2 exons. Lineage: Eukaryota; Fungi; Ascomycota; Pichiomycetes; Pichiales; Pichiaceae.